Molecule: messenger RNA, 3226 nt
Organism: Schistosoma bovis
Lineage: Eukaryota; Metazoa; Platyhelminthes; Trematoda; Strigeidida; Schistosomatidae
Source: the annotation of a GenBank genome assembly
AUAAGAUAAUAAUUAAAAAAAUACGUUUCAGUAUUGUCACAAUAUUCAAAGAUUUCUGAAGUAUUCAUCGUAGAAAUAUAGUCGUUUUUCUAAAGAAAAGUACAAGUAAUUCACCAUUUACCACAAGAACAUCACAACUUAAAGACAAGAUUAAGCAUGUUCUACAAACGAAUAAAAGACUAUAUACUUCUAUGUAUGCUUAUUACCUUCUUAACUAUUUCAAUAUCUAAAGCGAAGUACUCUAAAUGCAAUAUUGGAGCUUGCGAGUGAGUUGAUUCAUCGCCUAUUUCUUAUUUAAUCAUUUACUUAUUUGAACACAUAAGCAUUGGUACAAAAAGGCACCAAAUAGAUAUGCGCCACAUAAAAUCAUUCGACUUGUGUGACAGAUGGGAUACUGCCCGUGUACCCAAACCGAAACAGGUCGUUUUCUUAGGGGUCUACACCCUAAGCCUUUGACCUAAGAGUUUGAUCCACAAGACAGUAGAGCAAUGUCAUGAGAUGCAGUUCCAUGGUAUCCGGUAACCAACGACUGGUUCAUAGGCCAUUUGUUCCAUCAGGAUCUUGGGGCCGGCCCAUGUACACCAUUGGUUUGGAAUCAGGGUUUUCCAACUCCCAUAGGUAAACUCUCCGUAUUCACCAAUCCGGUUAAAAUACCGAACAUUCGGUCUCCGUCAUCUCGAUUUCGUAAACAACGCCCGUUGUGCGAGAAGGUGGUGAGGCGGACUUCUCUGUGAGUGGUUGUAUGUACGUGGUCAUUUGAGAGCAUUUAGAGAGAGAGAGCUGACUACCUCCACUCUCAUCUGUACCAGGGCAUUUAGGGGCUAAGACAAUUGAGCAUGCGAGAAUUCGAACUUGUUACCUUCCGACUCAUUCCUUAAAUUAUUAUAAUAAUUAUUUUUGAUUAAGGUCCAUGCAUAAUUGAUUAAUGUAUUUUAUAAAGAUCAUCUUCAAUCUAUUUUGACCAUCAAUUAUAUGUUUGAAUCAUUCUCUUCAAGAUCACUCACUGUACACAAUGAUUGUGGUGAAGAUUAUAUUCAAUACGUAAAAGUGCAACUUCAUUCAUGCUUCUUAAAAAUAAUCAUUAUGAUAUAGGUGAAACGAGUAUCAUUUAGGUGUUCUAUAUAAUAAAUAAGGCUCUUUGAAUGAUUGAUAUUCGUUUCGUAUUAUUACACUAAAUCUGCAUUUACAUUACCUUGCUUGAUCGCCCUACAAACGUUUGUGCAGUUCAAUUUUAAGGAUAGGUAAAGUCAAAUGAAAAGUCAUCAGAAUAAAUGAUCUCUUUCUAAUAUCGUUUUCUACACUAACAAUCACCCAAGAUCUAAUUUAGGGCAUUCACUUCUCAAUAGGAACACGAUAUUAUCGAAAUAAUGAGUCGAAACACAAUGCCCUACGUUUUCAGAUUCAAUCCAUUCGUUCGGUCAUCAUCCAAACUCACAUUUACUCACUAUUCAUAAACAUCAUAUACCAAUAUUUAUGAAUUCUAGUAUACUAUUUAUGAGCUUGCUUUGAAACUAGUAUGGCGAGUUACUGAAGAUUAGUGUAUUUAAGCUUUACUUAAAGGUUUACGAAGGCAAAUCACUUUUUAAUACUCAUUGUUUAGAUGAAAUAUAUUGGUGAGACUACAAUUUAUGUACGACCUUUGAGCAACACUAGAGUAACCUUGAGAGGGUCCAGUUAAUAACUAGAACCAAAUGAAGAUUAUAAACCUGUAUGAGGAAUUAUAAUUAUAUUUAGGGUUUUCAUCAUGAACUAAUAUAAGCUAUAAUGCCAAAACUCAAUUUAACCAAAUGCAUGAGUGAAUUUCGCACCAAAAUCUCAAACCUGUUAUCUUAUAUGUGAUUGGUUCGUCCAUAAAUAAUAGUGUUGCAGUCAUAUUGUUCAAUUUUUAUUUACUUAACAGUAACCUGAAACCUUUUAUAAAUCAGUUUUGCAAGAAGUGGUUUACAAUUGAAAUAGCUCAGUGAUGAGGAAUUCGAACUUAUAAGAAACAUCAUUUAGAACUUCGUUAAGAAAUCCCUUACUGAUCACUAUCAAUCAGCAUGAAACCUUUAUUCAGUUCUUCCCUCUAACUUCCUCCAGUAAACUGGCAUUUCAGUCUUUUGAUAUAUGAUUCUGUAAAUUACUAAACUUGAGUUUAUAGUUUUAUCGAAGUUUAAGGUUUUCGAGUAACCUCGUAAUUUAGAGACCGACACCAUAAAAAGCUUACGAUGUUUCAAUGUUUUAAUUACAGAAUCACAUUGAAAUCUUCAAGGUACAUAUAAAAAUUGUUACAGUAUUAUGAGUCUAAGGUAUAUAUCACCAUGCUAACUUAGGAAUGAUAAUAUUAAUUACAAACUGCAUAGUUAAUACAUUUCCAGAGUAUUAUACAAGUAAAUCUAACAAAAUUACAUCCUUUAUAAUUAACAUAAUUCACUUGGUGUUGUUAACUUGAAUCUUCCCAUUGUUAUUUAGAACUGCAAUCGAUCAAUCUCUUAUUGACAUAUGUGCAUCCUGUGCGAAUUGCCUCGAUAUUAGCAUUAGAAGCAAAGACAGAUACUGGCUAGUAGUAGAAUCCAAUUUGACGUGCGUUUCGUCCUAUUUAAGACUCGUCAGCCUAAUGUAUCUGGAUCUCAGAGUUGAUGUUCACUCCGUGACUCGAUCCCAUUACCAUUCGUUUCAAAUGCCAUCGCGUUAUCCAUUUGGCUACUGAGUCCUGAUAGCCACUUUCUUGUGCAAUGAGGUCAAAAGCUUUAUAAACAAAGAUGGACAAUGGUUAGCAGUGGAACAUAAUUGUUCAUAUAUCUAUACAUUUUUGAAAUUAUACUUAUAUUAUUGUUACCAUGGAUAAAAAAUGGAUUCACAUAUAAUGUAUACUUUGUUUUAUAUUUUCAGACGAUGUGUGUUAAGUGAACAAAUUUCUAUGAAUGAAUGUUGUUCCAAUCCUUCAAUUCAUGAUGUCUGUAAUUUUUGUGAUCAAAACUCUGAAACAGAAAUCGAUAUAUCUGAUUGUCUUUCGACCUAUUUUCGAAUUAUGUUAAAAAGACGAGGAAUGAUUGGCAAACGUCGAGGUUUUAUGGGUUAAUUUCAAUGAAGUCAUAUAAAGAAUAGAAAGAAGUACUUUUAAAGAGAGAGAAAAAGUUCUAUAUUAUUAAACAGUUUAUAUACAUACUACAUGUAAUUCAUUUUAUCACCCUUUAAUCAAUUAAUGAAACAUUUCAAAUGUAAAAAAAAAGGAAUAAAGUUUUUG